CUGCAUAACAGUUCACCCCUCGAAUAUCUAUGAGAACAUCACCCACCGCCUUUUGAUCAUGACAGAUGCCAAAUUGCGGGCGAAAACUGGCUGCGUUACAUGCAGACAUCGCCGAGUCAAAUGCGACGAAGCAAAGCCAUCAUGUCGGAACUGCUCUCGUUUUGGUCGCAGCUGCUCGUGGCCCAGCACCUCUGAUAUGGCUGAUAAAAGACAUCGCCGACGACGUGCAACUCCCUCUUCUUUACCAUCCGCCAGCGAGAGAACCUCUCCUCCUAAACCGACUGACGAGACUUCACAUGAGAUGGUCCCCAUUCUGAAUAACAGGGCACCACUUACAACUAUCAAUUAUCCACUUUGCGAAACGGAAAUCGAGUUUGAGUUGGUGCAUCACUUUUACAGCUUUCACUUCAACUCUCUCACUCUUCCAACAAAGGACAAGUCAUACUUCUUUCAGUGCCAGUCAGACCUAAUGGACAUGAUGUCACACAACAAAACCGUCAAAUAUGCCAUAUUGGCUAACUGUGCUUCUAACAAACAUACACUGAUGAACAACGAUCGAUAUCGCCUCAUAGCUUUGCGAUACUACACAGAAGCUAUGAGAGGGCUGAACCAGGAGCUUGUGGACUUUUGUCCAUCAGAUGCCUAUCGGCAUUCGUGUUUACUAACAGUAGCAUCAUAUCUAUACGUGUACAAUUUCUGGAGUCUCGAUGUAAUGUCAGACCCAAGGCCUCACGUUGUCGGGGCUGUGAAGCUGCUCAGCUUGAGGAACCGAGAUAACAGCUCAUUAAAGCCAUUCAUACAAAGCUGGGACAGGGUCAAUGUUGAAAGUGUGCUAUAUCAAGGAUUCUUAUUAUCUAUAAGACGGCCUUUCCGACCCGAGUUUCGAUUGGAGUCAGAAUUCAUCUCACAUGCUGAAGAUUUGCUACGCUCAUACGACGAUGCAAAUCCAUCCUCUGCAAAACCAAACAUCGUUCUCGGAGUACCUACGUCCCUGUAUAGACUUAUACUACGGAUAAUCGACUCGUACAGUGUCCCUCGAACAGAUCUUUCCGACUACCUCAAGGGCUUGAAGGCUGAGCUGCAGUACUGGGAGCAGUUGUUAUUUGAUGACGAAGACAGCCAGAAUAUUCAAAAUGGAGAUUCAAGCUUCAACGACUUGAUGAUAAUUGCAACCUCCCUCCUCUUUGAUCUAAUCACCGAAACACUGACGUCAACCGAUGAUUCAAUUUAUCCCGAAUUUUCGGCUGGAGAAGAAGAUGGAAAGCCCUGGAGAUGGCAGCUCAAUUUGGCCAUGAAUAUCCUUCAAUGCCCCGAGGAACAUCAGAAAUGGAGCGGUUGCUACUUGGGAGCAUGGCCAUUGCUGAUACUCGGUUACGGCGCUAGGUCGUUGGAAGAGAUUACCCUGGUGAAGGAGGUCUUGACAAGGAUGCAACAACGCAUAGGAUAUGGCGAGGUACAGAGGAUACGAGACGAAUUGGACGAGAUAACCACGUACAAGGGUUCAGAUGCUUGCCUACGUCAGGAAAUCCUCGGUUAGGUUUAUCUUCCCGGGGGAUCUUCCAGAUGCGUAGUGCUUAUCCCUAGCUUGAGUCUAGGAAUAAUUGAGGCGUAUGGUACCUCUUACAAACUCCUGAUGCACUAUUUCUAAUUAUAACUUGUGCACGUGUGAGAUCUCUCUGGG
Molecule: messenger RNA, 1681 nt
Organism: Fusarium verticillioides 7600
Lineage: Eukaryota; Fungi; Ascomycota; Sordariomycetes; Hypocreales; Nectriaceae
Exons: 3
Coding region: 59-1537 (492 amino acids)
Biological process (GO): regulation of DNA-templated transcription
Molecular function (GO): zinc ion binding; DNA-binding transcription factor activity, RNA polymerase II-specific
Source: RefSeq, a predicted model, not a curated record